Molecule: messenger RNA, 1330 nt
Organism: Gloeophyllum trabeum ATCC 11539
Lineage: Eukaryota; Fungi; Basidiomycota; Agaricomycetes; Gloeophyllales; Gloeophyllaceae
Product: MFS general substrate transporter
Exons: 13
Coding region: 64-1215 (383 amino acids)
Cellular component (GO): membrane
Molecular function (GO): transmembrane transporter activity
Source: RefSeq, a predicted model, not a curated record
GACGAGGACGCACGGUUGUUGGCGACCGAAGAACGGGCAGCCGCCGAAAGGAAGAUUAAGCGGAUGCUCGACUGGCGACUUAUGCCUACGAUGAUCUUGAUCUAUCUCCUCAAUUAUAUUGAUCGUACUGCAGUAACGUCCGCGAGAUUGAAAGGUCUAGAACAGGAUCUGCAUCUGAACGAUAUUGACUAUGAGACGAUCCUCGCCAUUCUCUACGCGUCAUACUGCCCAGCACAAAUACCGGGCAAUAUGGUCACCCGCAAUUUUGCUGGUAUACUACUGUGUCGUGUAUUCAUCGGCCUGCCAGAAGCCGCAUUCUAUCCGGGAGCGGAACUGUCAUUCCGCGGUGCUAUACUGUAUGCGGGGUUGCUCAUAUCCAACGCCUUCGGUAGUGGUGCGAUUACGAUGGUCAUAGGAUUCCUUGCGAUGUAUGGUGUUUCACUAUUGCCAACUUUUGUUCGCCUCGCAGAGGACGCCGGUGAAGCGGACGAAGACACUGCUGGGGAGUCGAUCUGGGAUGGGAUCAGGCUGGCGCUGACAGACGUAAAGGUGUACAUAUUUGCCCUCAUGUCUUGCUCGCAGCUUCUCGCUUUGAGUUUCGUGAACUUCUUCCCCACGUACGUGUGCCGUCUUCGAUUGACCUGCCUUACAUACAGGCCUCCAUGGAUAUGGGCGGCGAUCGCGUGUGUCGUGAAUGCAUGGCAUUGCGAUCGUACCGGCGAGAGGUUCUGGCAUCUGUCGAUAUGGUGGUGGGGCGUUAUAAUUGGGUACAUCAUCGGGCUGAGCACUAUGGCCACUGGGGCUCGCUACUUCAGCCUUUUCUUGAUGGCGAGUGGAUAUGCCGGGUUCGCGCUGACGGUUGUGUGGGUGUCGAACACGAUCCCUCGACCUCCGGCAAAACGGUCAGUGGCGAUCGGGAUCGUCAAUGGAUUCGGGAAUCUGGGGAAUUUGAUUGGGUCUUUCGUCUGGAAGGCUGAAUGGGGACCCGAGUAUCAUCAGUCUAUGAUCAUUGGAAUAGCAAGCAUGGCACUCGCCAUCUCUCUGGGUAUCCUCAUGAGGACCAUGCUGAAGCGCGAAAACGCGCGCAUGGCGGCCCAGGAACUGCGGGAAAUUACGGAUGCGGAACGCGAGCGGAUUGAGGAUGCUGCUAAAUUGGAGGGAAUAACCUUUGAGGAAGCGUUGGAAAGGAGAAAAGGUUUCAGAUACCUGUACUGAAGCACUCAUGGGUUACCGAGGUCCGUCAGAUGUAGCACUCUCUUCUCCAGCCGACUUUCGUCGCUCUAAGGGAUAUGUCUGGAUGCAUACGAAUGCAUCGGUUUUGUUAGACUGC